Molecule: messenger RNA, 4011 nt
Organism: Symbiodinium sp. CCMP2456
Lineage: Eukaryota; Dinophyceae; Suessiales; Symbiodiniaceae
Source: the annotation of a GenBank genome assembly
AUGUCAAUGUGGCGAUGGCUCGUGUCAUGCCUCCCGGUGUUGUCCCAAUUUGGACGGGCGCUCCGUCAAGUGCACUUCUACACCUUCUCGGAUACGAUCCCACAUCCCGGCCUGUGCGUCUUGGCGGAAGCAGCUUCCGAGCUGGGCGGGGUCCUCCGCGUCAUGGGCCUCAGCAAGAGGCCUGGAUACAUCUUGAUCCACAGCCACUCCCCCACUUUGAAGUUCCUCAUGCUCCAGGAGGUUUUGGAGUACGAGGUCAGCAAGAGGCGCAUUGCCUCCGAUGACCUCGUGAUCUUUGCGGACGGCCAUGACGUGUUGCUGCAGCAGCCAUUGGCUGACAUCGUGGCAGCCUACAGCCGCUGGCCGGGUUCGCCGUACCUUAUCUCCGGCGAGCGGAACUGCUGGCCUUGGCCGCACACAGAUCCCUCUCAUGGAGCUUGGGAUUUGACAGAUCGGGCCAGCUUCGGAAAUGUCUCGUGGACCAUCAACCGCUGGAUCAAGUUCGCACCACAGGACUUCUGUCGGAUGAUCAGGGCUGACGGCCCUUACCCGUUUCCCAACAUAGGCCUUUCCAUGGGACCAGUGUCGAGAGUCAUCGAGGUGCUGCGCAGGAACAACAAGAUCGUUCUGGAGGAAGAUGUGAAUGAUCAAGGCGCCAUGUGGCUGGUCAUCAUGCGACAUGCGCUAGAGCUGAACAUUCAGAUUGAUCAACAUGCUGAGGUCUUCAUGAACAUGCUGCAAUAUAGAGCGGGAGAACUUGAGCGAGAACCCUGUGGCGACGGAUGGUUUCGAGGUCCUGGAGCAAGGGGGACACCAAAGAACCUGCUGACGAACACCACACCCGGUCUGCUCCAUUUCAACGGCCCCUCCCACGAGGACGACGUGUGGCCCAGUUGUUUCCAUAGGAUGAAUACACAGUUCCGAAAAGUUGGAGUCGGCCAUGCCUUCUUCGAUGUGGACCACAACAUGAUGGUAGCCACGGAUUACAUCUGCGACUAUAGCUACUAUAACAUCCACAACUUCCACGCCCAUCCUUUGAGCAGCAACGCGAUUCAGUUCCUGGAGGGUUUCUACCGCGUCCCCGUGGAUCCGGGCUUGUUGGCAUGGCGUGGUCAAGAUUCAGCGGUGGAUGCUGUGCGGUUUGGCAGGGAGGCGGACCUGCACGCGAGCUCUCCAUUCCUUCACAAGGAGUUCUUGGUGGCAUUGAGCUAUCAUUGGCCUGCUGCUGUGCAGCUGGGAACAGUCAUCGACUUCGUACAUUUGCCCUGGAAGAAGCUGGCGGUCGUGAACUUCACGUCGCCCAAGGCAUGCCAGAGUUGCUUUCAGGUCCUGGCACAAGCAAAGGGGAGGUCGAACAUGCUGAUCUCGGACUUCAAGCAAGCAGAGCAUCAGGGCUUGUCGGAGAACUUGGCCCUCUUUCUCACCAAAGCCAUCACGUUGAACUCUGACUCGCAAAGCAAGCCCCACGUGUUCUCGAACGGAACGGAGAUACCCUUAUCCAUGGCAUGUGCCAAAUUCUUACCCCCGGAGAUGGUGCUGCCAGAGAUUGCUUCAGCAGAGGAGACAGAGCCGUGCGUCCUGGAGAACACGUCCUUUGAAUUCCCUCCAGGCCUCAAGCACAGCUCAGUGAAGUCGCAGUUCAGGGCAAAAGAGUCCGGAAUCUGCAUCGGUGAAGAUCUCCUCGACUGUGUGCAUGUUGGAAUCUCUGCAGCAAGAUCACAGGAGAAGAAGGAGAUAUCGUGUUCCGGCUGUGAGUGUUCGCGGGGCACCCAGCACAUGUUCCUGUGCUCCGAGACGAUCGUCGGGUUUCCGGUGGUGCGAGAUGAGGAGAGCAAGUCACAGUGGAGCUGUGCACUCCGCAUGCGGCUCCAAACCCCGGUUGCCGAGAGGCGGGAUCUGGAAAAGAGGUUCACCCAAACGAAUCAAAUGUCUAGGCCCAAGAUUUUCCCCGAAGUCAGCCCAAGUGUAGCUGCAAAGCUCUGGUGUCGGCCUCCGGGCCUUCGUAGGCAUCACGGCCAAGCGGUUGGCUUCCCCCCAUCCUUCAAAACGCCGAAUCUCACGAGAGGCAGUGGCAAGCGACUUUUGAGAACUCCAGAACGAUUUCUGCACCAGGGACGACUUCCACCUGAUGGACCUCCGGCUGCAGAGCCCUUCGAGAAGUCGAUGCGGGUCGUGUGCCCGAUCAAAUCAGUCUGGGCAGAGUACGCCGCAGAACCGGGCAUUGUCCACUCCGUCGACUUCGACGACGAGGAUGCACAGCACCUUGAGCUGCAAGUGAAGUAUCAGCAGAAGUUAUCGGAUCGUUUCAGAUUUCUGAGCCAAGGUUUCCAUCACCAGCGAAUCAAGUCGGCACGCCUGGAAAUGUGGGCACUCCACACCAAGCAAGCAGCAACCGGGGCACGCCUGCCCAUCGAAACGGCCCAAGUCCAAGCGUCCUGGCAGAUGCCUUUGGCAAAUUACUUGCCGAUAGACUUUGAGUCGGAGAUUGACCGCAUCGUGUGCAGCGCGAGGGAUUCCGGAAGACUGCAGACCGGGCAGGUCCGACUCAAUGUGGGCACGGCUUCCUCUUCCUCGUUGACUAAGCUGCUGACGCUGUCGCACGCGCAAAGGAGCGGCCUCAUCCUGCAUUUAGCAGCCCAUGGCGACGAGGCUGGUGGUCUCAUUCUGGAGAGCACGAAGGGAACAGGAGAAGUCCAUAGCUGCAGCCAUGAGAAGCUCAGAAAGAUCUUGAACGUGGGGGGACGUGGCCUGCGUGGUGUUUCUCUGGUCUUCCUGAGUUCCUGCAGCUCAAAGAAACUCGCACAAGUCUUUAUCGACUGCGGCUGUCAGCACGUUAUUGCGACAAACAGGACAGUUCUCGAUGCCACCGCGCGAGCUUUCACUGAGCGCUUCUACGGUGCCCUUUUCGUUGGGAAGUCGAUUGCAUCAGCUUUCGAGCACACGAAGGAAGCGCUGCUCGCCAGUUCACACCCCGAGGUGGCAGAUCAGUCGAAUGCCUUCCUUUUGCUCACGAACCAUGACAGACUGGAAGGCGGCGACUGUCCGUGCACCGGCGAGGGCGAUGGGUCGUGGCAGCUCAUGGAGUGUCUAGAGAGGCCGUCGUCGGUUCUCAGCCAACGCGACACCGAUAUCGAGGGCUUCCAGGAGGCAUGCAGCUUCCAGGACAAGCUGACGUUCCUCCCGCCCCAGGUGGAAGACUUCUUUCGUCCACCGGUCAUGCAGCAGGUCUUGAUGCUUCUUCGUAACCGUCGAGCCUGUGCUCUACAUGGCCCGGAGGGCAUCGGGAAGACCGCACUGGGUGUGGAAAUCGCCCGAUUUGCUGCAAGCCCGGGCAGGCUGUUUUCCAGCAAUGUGCUCCACGUCCAACUGGAUCAGAAGAGCAGAGCUGUCAAGACUGUCAAGGAGUGCGUCGACUUUUUCAUGGCCAGGGCUGGACCAUGCUCGGUGGCAGAAGCGCCGGAGGGUAACAGCCGCUGCGUUGUUUGGCAGCUCCAACAGCUAGAGCGGUUCAGAUCUCAUGCCCCAAUCCUCCUGGUGCUGGACGACGAAUGCCACGCUCUGGAACAAAGCAACUCUUUACGAGGUCUGCUGGCCGAAGUGCUGCGCAAGACUCAUCGUGUGACGCUGCUGCUUUGCUCCCGAUCCCCAUUGCACGAGUCAUUGGCGGACACAAAGGUAGUGAACAUUGAGCUCGCUGGACUUGACGAACAGCGAUGUGCUAGCCUCCUGCUACGGCGUGUGCAUCGCCCGCUGGGCCCAGCGGACUUCCUUGAUUCGGAAAAUCUCUCCGAGGACAGAACGCGGGCGCAGCUGCGGCAGGCGGCGGAGGUCGCAAAGCUCCUCGUUGCCAGCAAGGUCCUUGUACCACUGGCUGGGAAUCCAGGACUCGUCCGGCAAGUGGGCUCUCAAAUCUACCCCGGUGGACCUCCACUGCGAGAGGUGGUACAGGAAACGGUCCUAUCACCGCCACCACCGGCCACGAGAGACGUGAGCAGAAAUUCGUUGCAAUGA